GCGGCCGUUGGAGGCGGCGGUUCCUGCGGGGCCGGGGCCCGUGCGAGCCGCCAUGUACUGCGAAAAGGCCUUAGAGUUGGUCCGCGAGCUGCACCGCGCCCCUGAGGGACAGCUGCCGGCCUUCAACGAGGAUGGAAUCAGACAAGUUCUGGAAGAGAUGAAGAUUUUGUACGAACAAAACCAGUCUGAUGUGACUGAAGCAAAGUCAGGUGGCCGAAGUGAUUUGAUCCCAACCAUCAAAUUUCGACACUGCUGUUUGUUAAGAAACAGACGUUGCACCUUAGCCUACCUGUAUGACCGGUUGCUUCGGAUCAGAGCGCUCAGGUGGGAGUACGGCAGCGUCUUGCCCAACACCCUGCGGUUUCACAUGUCGUCUGAAGAAACGGAGUGGUUUAGUCAGUAUAAAAAAUCCCUUGCUACUUACAUGAGGACUCUGGGAGGAGAUGAAGGCCUGGACAUCACGCAGGAUAUGAAGCCUCCAAAAAGCUUAUAUAUUGAAGUGCGGUGUCUAAAAGACUAUGGAGAAUUUGAAAUUGAUGAUGGCACUUCGGUCUUACUGAAGAAAAAUAGCCAGCACUUUCUACCCCGGGGGAAGUGUGAGCAGUUGAUCAGACAAGGAGUUCUGGAGCAUGUCCUGUCUUGAGCAGGAGUGUGUGGUGUCCUCCUGCUGUUGUGCGUAUGCCCUGGGGCUGCUGGGACCACUACUGAGAGCGCCUGAAGCCCACCUGCCCUGUGCUUGUCACUAGGACAGCCAGGAGGACUUGGACAAGACCAUGUUUGCUGUUAAAGAACUGUUUUCUGUGUUGUAGGUCAUUGUUCCUACCUUGUUUUGUAAUAUACUGUACUGUAGUCCUGACAUUCUGUUUAAAAUAAAAAUAAAACAUUGUUCCAUG
Messenger RNA from Ochotona curzoniae (black-lipped pika), 893 nucleotides. RefSeq names its product GINS complex subunit 1 (gene GINS1). The record is from RefSeq and is a predicted model, not a curated record. NCBI's taxonomy places the organism in Eukaryota, Metazoa, Chordata, Mammalia, Lagomorpha, Ochotonidae. Bases 53 to 643 code for a protein of 196 amino acids. Gene Ontology annotation, biological process: DNA replication; DNA strand elongation involved in mitotic DNA replication. Gene Ontology annotation, cellular component: GINS complex. The transcript is spliced from 7 exons.